Arachis duranensis is the source of this 423-nucleotide messenger RNA. RefSeq lists its product as uncharacterized. NCBI's taxonomy places the organism in Eukaryota, Viridiplantae, Streptophyta, Magnoliopsida, Fabales, Fabaceae. The transcript has a single exon. The coding region runs from base 1 to 423 and encodes 140 amino acids. The record is from RefSeq and is a predicted model, not a curated record.
AUGAUCAUUAACGGGGCAUCUGACCCCAUUUCAUGUCGUUGUUUUCCUUCCUUUUUAUAUGGACCCGCACUUGACUGGUUUUGCUCUUUACCUGCAGAUUCUAUUUCGCGCUUCCAGGAACUCGCAAAGCAGUUUGAAGACCAUUUCGCAGCGUCAGCAAUUUACCUACAUGAUUCUGAUUACCUGACUACCAUUAAGCAAGGUCCGCAAGAAAGUUUGAAGGACUAUAUUUCCUGUUUCACAAAGAUCGCCAUGCGAAUCACUGAUCUUCACCCAGAGGUCCACUUGCACGCCAUUAAAAGCGGCCUCCGCCCUGGCAAAUUCCAAGAAGCUAUUGCAGUAGCCAAGCCAAAGACUCUGGCCAAGUUUAGGGAGAAGGCCAAAGGACAGAUAGACAUCGAAGAGCUCCGUCAAGCACGAUGA